AUGUCCUUCGCGCUCCCCCGCGAUCUCCUCGCAUAUCUCGAGUCUCUGGACAACUUUAUCGAGACUAAAAUCGCACCCUUACAGGCCGCCAACGAUAACGAGCGGUUCUUCGACCAUCGGCGCGAGAAUGCGCGCACCGAUUGGGAGAACCAAGGUCUCCCGCGUGAUGACUGGGAAGACCUCUUGUCCCAAGCGCGAAAGCUCGCUGAUGAUGCCGGCUUCUAUCGUUUCUGCCUGCCGGCCGAGUAUGGCGGGCAGGACGGGGGGAAUCUCUGGAUGGCGGUCAUCCGUAUGCAUUUAGCGAGGAAGGGAUUGGGGUUGUUUAAUGAUUUGCAGAAUGAACAUUCUAUCGUCGGGAAUUUUCCGGAUGUCCUGAUGGUGAGGGAGUUCGGGACGGCGGAGCAGAAAGAGGAGUUUAUCACCGGAAGAUUGGAGGGUAAGAGGGUUUUGGCAUUCGGGCUUACAGAACCUGAACAUGGGAGCGAUGCUACGCACAUGUCUACUCACGCGGUCAGGAAAGAAAGGGGAGGGGUGAGGGGAUGGGAGAUCAACGGCAGCAAGAUGUGGAUUUCCGGGAUGCAUCGGGCCACGCAUUGUAUUGUGUUCGCCCGAACGCAUGGGAAAGCAGGAGAUGGGGAGGGCAUCACUGCGUUUUUCGUCCCCAAGACAGCGCCGGGUUUCGUGAUCCAAUCAUACGAGUGGACGUUCAAUAUGCCGACCGAUCAUGCGACUCUCACAUUCUCGGGAGUCUUCGUGCCUGACUCCGCGGUCUUGGGUCAGGUUGGCAGAGGACUGGCGAUUGCGCAGACUUUCGUGCACGAGAAUCGAAUAAGGCAAGCGGCGAGCUCAUUGGGAGCGGCUGAGUAUUGUAUUGAGGAGAGCAUCAGAUAUGCGAGGAGAAGGAAACCCUUCGGGAGAGAGUUGUCGACAAAUCAAGCCGUUCAGUUUCCGCUUGUGGAGUUGAAAACCCAGGCUGAGAUGUUGAAACUAUUGAUACUGAAGACUGCGACGGAGAUGGACAGUAUGACGCAAAACGAGAUCGAGAGUACGCUUGGGGAUAAGGUGUCAAUGUGUAAUUAUUGGGGAAAUCGAUUGUGCACACAGGCUGCCGAUCGGGCGAUACAAAUUCAUGGUGGAAUUGGAUACUCGAGACACAAAGCGUUUGAGCACAUCUACCGGCAUCAUCGACGCUAUCGAAUCACCGAAGGCAGCGAGGAGAUUCAAAUGCGGAAAAUUGCAGCAUACCUGUUUGGAUACGUUGGCCCUCGAAAGGCUGAGAUGGCAAAGUUAUAA
Messenger RNA from Amorphotheca resinae ATCC 22711, 1293 nucleotides. RefSeq lists its product as hypothetical. The record is from RefSeq and is a predicted model, not a curated record. Gene Ontology annotation, biological process: fatty acid beta-oxidation using acyl-CoA dehydrogenase; butyrate catabolic process. The coding region runs from base 1 to 1293 and encodes 430 amino acids. Gene Ontology annotation, molecular function: flavin adenine dinucleotide binding. The transcript is spliced from 5 exons. Lineage: Eukaryota; Fungi; Ascomycota; Leotiomycetes; Helotiales; Amorphothecaceae.